Molecule: messenger RNA, 822 nt
Organism: Sesamum indicum (sesame)
Lineage: Eukaryota; Viridiplantae; Streptophyta; Magnoliopsida; Lamiales; Pedaliaceae
Cellular component (GO): endomembrane system
Source: RefSeq, a predicted model, not a curated record
GAAAUAAAGCAGCCAUUUUUCGCAGUCCCUUCUUCCCUCAAGCAUACCAUCUCUCUCUCUUUCUCUCUCUUUUCCAUUUCCCACCCAAUCUUUCUGCUGUAGAACAAAGAUCCUCUAUUUGAAGGAAAAAGAAGAAAAACCCAUCAGGAAAAUCUGUAGAAGAAAGCAAUGGCGUAUGUGGAUCAUGCUUUCUCGAUUACGGACGAGGAUAUAAUGAUGGAAACCUCUUAUAGCGUCAACAACAAGCCCCCCAUCAAGGAGAUCGCCCUCGCCGUAGCUCUCCUUGUCUUUGGCGUCCUCGGAAUCGUCUUCGGCAUCAUCAUGGCCAUCAAUCAAGUCGGCGGCGACCGCGCUCACGGGACCUUUUUUGCUAUACUGGGUGGUCUGCUAUUCCUUCCUGGAUUCUACUACACGCGGAUCGCCUACUAUGCAUACAAGGGGUAUAAAGGUUUCUCCUUCGCCAACAUACCUCCUGUCUAGAUAUGUGUGUUUGGUGACUCCAAGCUAUGUACAGAUCUCUCUCCCCUCUCGGCCAUUACUUCACUCUUCUCUUCCAUUUUUGGUUUCUUUGCUGUUAUCUAAUGCUGGUAGCAAUGUGACUGUAAAUCACAAGACUAUUUCCACACGAAUUCAAUUUCUUCCUCUGCAGACAGACAGAUUAAAUUGAAUGUCAUUUAACAUUUGAGCUGUGUACUCGUAUGUUCCAGAUGUCGGAGUUAGAACUUUGUUGGUAAUAAGAUUUGCUUCAUCUCUAGACUCCUGAUCUCAUGAGUGAAACACUUGCUGUAGUUUCCAUCUAUGAGACUGAGUUGUUGACUACAA